Molecule: messenger RNA, 2773 nt
Organism: Ricinus communis (castor bean)
Lineage: Eukaryota; Viridiplantae; Streptophyta; Magnoliopsida; Malpighiales; Euphorbiaceae
Exons: 7
Coding region: 656-2602 (648 amino acids)
Cellular component (GO): trans-Golgi network; endosome; cytoplasm
Molecular function (GO): methyltransferase activity
Source: RefSeq, a predicted model, not a curated record
ACCAACCUGCCACAGUUGCAAAGCUUUUCAGUUGGCAUUUGGGGAGAGGCUCGCAUACUGCGUCUGUUAUUACCUAGUGCCCACAAUUAGGCAGCCAAUAACACAAACACACACGUCAGCAGUUGUUCGGUCCAUUCCGCUGAUAGCGCUUUUUGGUCUUCUUUUUUUUUUUUUUUUUUUAAGAAAAACAAAUUCUCCUCCGCCGGAUCACAUGCCAUUUAAAUGGCCGAGAUGACACUACCGCUACCCAAACCUUUAAAAUUUCACAUUUAAAAAAAUAAGAAAAGAAAAGCAUUUCAUAAGCAUUUUUAAAAAUUUUGACAAGAAAGAAUUGCUGAGAGUUGUCUGUACCACUAGAUAGAUAAAUAAAAGCUUGAAUGCUCAUCUUGACUUCAAAUUUGCUUUACUUAGUUUACAAGGGUAAUCAUUUUCUUUGCUUUGAUUCAAGUUUUUAUUUAUUACCUAUCCAGAUUUGGAUCUUCCCACUUUCCUUACUUCACUCUAAAUCCACUUGACUUUUAUACAAACUAUUUAUUAUUUGGCUCAGUAGAUAUUCUUGCCAGAAGAACGGUCAUUCUGUGUUUAUUACUUGCUGUUAUACAACUAUCUUUUUUUUUUUUUUUUUUUUCUUGCUAUCGAGGGCUAGAAAUUAGAGAUGGCCAUAGCUCGGUUCGCUCGCCACGCCAAACGCCCAUAUGGGUUUUGUGCGAAGAUGACAGCAGUGGCAGUAAUGGGUCUCUGUUUUAUAUUUGUUUGGUCUUUGUUCUCUGCUUCUUCCUCUUCAGUUACUACUCAAAGGGAAAGCUUUGACGACAUAGCUGAACCAGUACCAGGAAACCAAAAGGUAAGCAGUUCCAAGACCCAAUCUAAAGAAAUAGAACCGCAGAAACAUAAAUCUGGCAGAGAAGAUCAGAAGGUGAAAGUUCAAUCUGAUUUAGAAUUGAGUGAAGAUGAGAAAAAGAUCAAUGGGUCUGCUUCUUCUUUGCCUGUGAAUGAGCAUGAAUCCUUGAAAAAGGGUAAACAAGAAUCAUCACAUGAGAAAAGAAAGAAAGAUAGAGAUAGUUCUAAGAAGUUGCCUAAUGGGGUCGCUAAACAUAACAAUGAUAUGCAAGUGGAAUCUGAGAGUGAAGGAUUAGAAAAAGACGAGGAGGAGGGAGAAGUAGUUGAUGGUAGAGAAGAAGUAACUGAUGGUCAACUUGAAGGAAAUGGUGAUGCGGAAGGAGAAGGUGGUAUGAUUGAAACUAUGGAUCAAGAAGCUACAGCUGCGGUGGAAGAUGAUGAAAGUGCAGGGAAGAAAAAGAAGCAGAAGAUAAAGGGUCCUUUAUUUGAUCCAAAAGCACAUUAUAAUUGGAGAUUGUGUAGCACAAGAAGUAAGCACAAUUACAUUCCUUGUAUUGACAUUGAGAAUGGUAAUGGAAGGCUGCAAAGCUAUAGGCAUACUGAGAGAAGUUGCCCAAGAACACCUCCUUUGUGUCUUGUUCCACUCCCUCAUGGAAGCUAUGACUCUCCAGUGCGCUGGCCGGGGAGCAAGUUGAAGAUAUUCUAUAAAAAUGUGGCUCAUCCCAAACUCGAUGCUUUUAUUAAGAAAAAUAGUUGGCUGGUGCAGUCGGGUGAUUAUCUUACCUUUCCCCAAAACCAAACUGAAUUCAAGGGUGGAGUUCAGCACUACCUUGAAUCCAUUGAAGAGUUACAUUCAGGUGGUAAGCUUCUUCUAGAGAUGAACAGGAUUUUAAGGCCUGGUGGAUACUUUAUUUUGUCGACUAAACAUGACAACAUCGAAGAGGAAGAAGCCAUGACCACCUUGACAGCAUCUAUCUGUUGGAAUAUCUUAGCUCAUAAAACUGAUGAAGUAAGUGAAGUGGGUGUUAAAAUAUACCAGAAGCCAGAGUCAAAUGACAUUUAUGAGUUGAGAAGAAAGAAAAAUCCACCUCUAUGCAAGGAAAAUGAAAAUCCAGAUGCAGCUUGGUAUGUUCCUAUGAAGACUUGCUUGCACACAAUUCCAUCUUCAAUCGAACAGCAUGGGACGGAAUGGCCUGAGGAAUGGCCAAAGAGGCUAGAAACUUAUCCUGACUGGAUGAACAAUAAAGAGAAGUUGAUUGCAGACACUAAACACUGGAAAGCUUUAGUUGAAAAGUCUUAUCUGACAGGAAUUGGUAUUGAUUGGUCGAAGCUCCGCAAUGUGAUGGACAUGAAAGCCAUCAAUGGAGGGUUUGCUGCAGCACUCUCGCAACAGGAGGUUUGGGUGAUGAAUGUAGUCCCUGUCCAUGCACCAGACACACUUCCUAUCAUCUACGAACGUGGGCUGGUUGGUGUCUACCAUGAUUGGUGCGAAUCCUUCGGCACAUACCCAAGAUCUUAUGAUCUUUUGCACGCUGAUCAUCUGUUUUCACGGCUUAAGAACAGGUGUAAGCAGCCAGUAUCAAUUGUGGUGGAGAUGGACAGGAUAUUAAGGCCAGGUGGGUGGGCAAUUAUACGUGAAAAGGUGGAGAUAGUUGAAGCACUAGAGGGGAUUUUGAGGAGUUUGCAUUGGGAGAUUCGUAUGACUUAUGCUCAGGAUAAAGAGGGUAUAUUAUGUGCCCAGAAAACCACGUGGCGACCUUAAUGUCUCUUUAUAGGAAGUUUUAUAUUUGUUUAUUUAUGCUAGCAAAUGAAAGUAGCAACAGGUGAAGGCAAGUUCUUGUUCUUUCUUUCUCUUUUCCCACUUCAACAAAGUUACAUGGAUCUUCAUUCUUCAGCUAAAGGUAUAUGAUUUAAUGCGCCAACUAAUUGGAUA